AUGGGCGCCGCAGAACCCGUAGUGUUGCAGGGAGGGAACGAGAAAUUGGAGAGAGAGAAUGUGGAGUUGAAGGAUUUGGAAAUGGGGGAGGCCAAUAGUCGCCUCUUCAGCUCGCCCCCCACCGCACCCGUCCCCGGCUCAGCCGCCGCCGCCGCCGCAGCGCGGCUCAUCCUCGCCCCCUCCUCCUUCUCCUCCCAUGGAGCAGCCGCCGCCGUAGUAAACUCGCUCCAUACCCGCCCCACAGGAAAGCUGAUUGGUUCUAGUAAAUAUGAACUUGGAGGUCAUACACAGACUAAAUGCCGCUUGGAAUUACUUCAAUGGCUUUUCCUGUCCGGACAAGCUGCAUUUAUUGUUGGAGCAUGUUCAUCACCUUCCAUGGCAGAAGAUGUAUCAACAAGUUCUAAAAAUGAUACGAGCAAGGAUGACUUUAGUGGCUUGCGUAAAGUAGAGGAUGGAUCAGUGAUAUCGAAUGAGCAUACAUCUAAAUGGAGAGUUUUUACUGAUAAUGGACGGGAUUACUUUUCGAAGGGAAAUAUUGAUCAAGCUGAGAGAUUCUUUUUAUCUGCAUUACAUGAAGCUAAAGAAGGUUUUGGGGAAAGGGAUCCUCAUGUUGCCUCUGCAUGCAACAACCUGGCCGAGCUUUAUAGAGUCACAAAAGACUUUGACAAGGCGGAUUGCAUUGUUUGUAGGGACAUUAUUGAGGGAUGUUACUUUCAAAAAGGGAGGAAGAUCAAGAUGGAGAUGAGCGCGAAGGAAGCCUUUGAGAGGUCGAUGAGGACUUUGUCGGAGUGGAUAAGCCAGGAAGUGAAUCGAAAUAUAUAAUGAUCUUAGAUACUUGAUACUUGGUUCAUUCGGAUGAUAAUGUACGAAUAUUUUGAAUAAUAUAUAAUAUUGUUAUUGUUGAUUU
Molecule: messenger RNA, 907 nt
Organism: Salvia miltiorrhiza (redroot sage)
Lineage: Eukaryota; Viridiplantae; Streptophyta; Magnoliopsida; Lamiales; Lamiaceae
Exons: 8
Coding region: 1-822 (273 amino acids)
Molecular function (GO): protein binding
Source: RefSeq, a predicted model, not a curated record